AUCUGCAUUUGUACAAAUCAAUUUUGCCAAUUUUUGGCACUAGGCAGGGACUCAUGCUGCCUCACAGCUCUUGUUUUACACCCUAUUCAAUUUUGCGGAGUGUGCUGGAAUUUGCGGUCUGUAAAUCAAGCUGAAGAGGGCGGGUGCCUGCGACUGCAUCCAUAACCUUCACACUCUGCGGAUAUAUACUCAUAAAUCUAUCCACAAUAGGGCGUCCCUCCUUUUCACAUUGCACAUUAAGUCAUCUAACGAACAGAAGUUAGUUACAAGGAAGAAGAAGCAGAUAAAUGUAGUGAAUAUCGAAGCAGAACUACAGAGGGGUUGGAGCACUGCUGAUUGCAGUCAUGGCGAAACGAGAGCUAUCUACCACUCUGAAGAACCUCAAGUUUAUGCAAAGAGCACGCGAAAAAGAUGAGAUAAUGAAGAAAGAAGAAGAAGAAGAAAGAAACAACAAAAUAAUUUCCCCAGCAAGUGGAAACAAAAAAUGUGUGGUAAUAAUGGAAGGGGAUCCGAAACCAGAAGCAGUUUCAGGGCGAAUGUCAUUUCAAAAUUUCAAUCCGUCUAUUGAUAAACUGAAUGAACACAAGGAAACUCACAAGCAUAGGUUGUUCGCUGUAAGCAGAGCAGAUGGAAAUGAAGUGAACAUUAGCAGAGAAAAUGAGGCAUCAGAGUAUGGAAACGAUGAGUUAAACAAGGACCAAGAAAAUGAUGUUCCAGAAGAUCUUAAAAGAAAGAAACAGAGAGUAGAUGAAGAUGCACGAGGCUCAUAUUCAUCCCCAAGGGAUUCUACACAACAUGAUGAAAGUCAAUCCUCCUCAGACAAGGGGAAAUACAAUAGGCAGGAACGGGGCAAAUUAGAUUGGAGAUUGUUAAGGCCACCAUUGGGCCGUGCAAAGCGAUCAUAAUGACCCUAUUUGGAUCUUGGUUUGAAAGGUGAUGUAUUUUCAACUUAAUCUCUCUUAACAAUUUGUGGUUUCAUACCCAUUUCCAACAAGAAAAGACGGGCCAUUGAAAAUUUAUUUUUAUAUCAAUGUAUGUCUGUAAUGAUUUGUUAUGCACGGAAUUGCCAGUAAUCCACAGUUAAGCUCGUAGCUUUGAAAUGGAUUGUGGUCAUAUUGUCUGAUUGAUAUAUUCUGUGGGUUUGAGUUUGUGGCCAAAGUACGUCACUAUGAAAGGAAUGUUGAAGCAAAUGUUUUCUGUAAAUGUAUGCAUAUACAUUAUUUUCUACACUUAUGAAUGCAAGCUUUGACCUGCAAAUCUUCUGGUUAUAAUAAUCUUUGGAUAUUCUGACAGAUUGAUACAUUAUAUGGAUAUUAAGUUUGUCAUCAAUUUUAAAUAUUGCAGAAGCCUCAAAUGUA
Messenger RNA from Cryptomeria japonica (Japanese cedar), 1358 nucleotides. RefSeq lists its product as uncharacterized. Bases 345 to 905 code for a protein of 186 amino acids. The transcript is spliced from 5 exons. Gene Ontology annotation, biological process: maturation of 5.8S rRNA. The record is from RefSeq and is a predicted model, not a curated record. Lineage: Eukaryota; Viridiplantae; Streptophyta; Pinopsida; Cupressales; Cupressaceae.